AUGACGGCGACAGCGACGGUGGCGGCGUCCUGGUGCCCCACCCUGGAGCUCCUGGCGCGGGUGCUACAGCGCGCCCCAGGGCUUCAGGAGCUGGCUUUGCUGCGAGUGACGGUGCUGCCGCCACCACCGCCGUUGCGGCGGCGUCCUUUCCGUGUCACGGCACCGCGGCCUCAUCCCGAGGCGGCGGCGGCGGCGGCGGCGGCGGCGCGAGCGGUGAGCGAUGCAGGCGGUGAUGCAGGCGGUGAUGGGUUGCCUGGGGCUACCGGCUGGUGCUCGGUAUUCUGGGCCCUACCCACGGGCUUGACAUCGCUGCGCCUGGGGCUGCUGCAGAGCGGCGGUGACGACCGACCCACGGGUCACGACUUCGAUAUCGGCGGCGCGCUCAGUACAAUGGAACCCCGUGGAGAGGCAGCCGAUGUGCCGAAAUGGCAGCACCGUGCAUGUGGCAGUGGUAACAACGACGGCGGUGAAUGCGGCAAUGGUUGCGGCGGCGGCGGCGGGGUCGUUGACCAGCUGUGCGCCGCCUGCCUGGGCGCCGCGCUGCGCCGCCUGCCCCGCCUUUCCUCCCUGGAGCUCAGUGGCGUGUCGGCCCCUGGCGCGUUGAGGGCAUUGCAGCUAGCAACUGCAAGGGCGACAGCGGCGGUCGAGUCAUCAUCCCGAAGGGGAGGAGGAGGAGGAGGAGAUGCGGGGGCCAGCACCGCCGCUGUACAGCAGCACCAGCAGCAGCAACCGCCGCCAGCCUCCCUGGCGGCAUUGGAGCGCCUUGUGCUAGAUUUGGAGGGCCUUAUGGAUCUUGGGUCGCUGAAGGCGGUGGUGGUGGGCGGGCGUGGACUGCCCCGGCUGCGACACUUGAUCGUAGCGGAGCAGCGCGCCAUCGUCCCCUCGUGGCCGUCCACCGGCCUCUGUCGGCAUCGUGUUGGGCCCGACGACACGUACAUCGACAGCCACGGCGGCGGCGACGGCGGUGACAAGGUUGUUACGGAAGAGCAGUUUGAGGAAGAGCCAUUUUCACCGCUGGAUUCCGUACUGUGGAUGCUGAGGCAGCCGCAGCUGCGGAGGCUGUCGUUUACCUCAGACCGUGCCUUUACUACCUUGCAGCGGCCGCCGCCGCCGCCUCCUCACCCGUCGCCUCACCCGUCGUCGUCGUCGUCAACAGUGGGUUCGGAUGGCGAUGGCGGUAGAGGCGGUGGCAGCAACAGAGGUGACGGGGAGGCUGGGCCCUACAGCGGGCGUGGUUGGGACGAGCAAG
Volvox carteri f. nagariensis is the source of this 1249-nucleotide messenger RNA. RefSeq lists its product as uncharacterized. NCBI's taxonomy places the organism in Eukaryota, Viridiplantae, Chlorophyta, Chlorophyceae, Chlamydomonadales, Volvocaceae. The transcript has a single exon. The record is from RefSeq and is a predicted model, not a curated record. The annotation marks the transcript as partial.